AUGGACCAGCUGCCCCCGCCCGACGCCGCCGCGCGCCGCGCGCUGCUCGCGCGCCUCACAGCCGCGCCGCCCGGCCAGGAGGCGUGGGAGUGCGGCGGCAUGACCAACUUCACGAUCGCGGCGGCGCGGCUGGGGCUGAGGACGGGCGCGGUGGGGCACCUGGGGGCUGACGUUUACGGCGCCUACAUGGAGCGAGUCCUGCGGGGCGAGGGCCUGGGCAGCAUCCAUCGCAUCGCGCCGCCGGAGCUGGCGGGCACCUCCCUGGACCAAACCCUCGUCUGCUUCGUAUUGGUGGACCCUGCUGGCGGCCACGCGUUCUGCAGCCGGUAUGACUUUGGCCCCUGGCCGCUGCUGGAGGGCGUGGAGCAGCUGCCGCCCCGCAUACUGCAGGCUCUGGCAGGCGCGCGUGCAGUGUGCGCCAACGGCUACAUAUUCGACGAGCUGCCCCUGGAGCUGGUCAAGCAGGCGGUCAACGCAGCCAGCAGCGCAGGCGCGGCCGUCUUCUUCGACCCUGGGCCUCGCUGCCACACGAUGAAGAGCGGCAGCCGGCUGGAGGCGCUGCACACCAUGAUGGACCUGUCAGACACGAUCCUCAUGACGCUGGAGGAGGCCGUGGAGGUGACCGGGGAGACCGACCCGUUGGCCGCUGCCCGCGCGGUGCUGGCGCGACCGGGCGCCAAGACGCGCUGGUGUGUUGUCAAGGAGGGCGGUGCGGGGGCACUGCUGGCAGAGCGGCGGCCCGGCGGCGGCGUGGAGGCGCAUCAGUGCCCUGCGAUGCAGGUCGAGGUGGUGGACACUGUGGGCUGCGGCGACUCAUUCGCGGCCGCCAUCGUGGCCGGUUACGUAAACAACCACGACAUCCCCGGCACCCUUGUCCUCGCCAACGCGGUCGGCGCCGCGACGGCAACCGGGCGCGGCGCGGGCACCAACGUGGCGGCCGUCGGGACCGUGCGGCGGCUGCUGCGCGACGCGGCGGCGGCGGGGCGUCACGGCGCGGCGGCGGUGGCGAGCGCGGAGCGGCUGCUCGCGCUGACGCUGGCCGCAGGCGGCCGCGAAAGCGGGAACGGCAACGGGAACGGCAUUGGCGACGGCAACGGCGCUGGGGCGGACGGUGGCCUCGGUGGCGGGGGCGGCGCGGGCGCGGGCGGGCGGCGGCGAGACGGGGAGAGGGAGGCGGCGGCGCGGGCGGCAUGA
Messenger RNA from Monoraphidium neglectum, 1194 nucleotides. RefSeq lists its product as hypothetical. The transcript is spliced from 7 exons. Bases 1 to 1194 code for a protein of 397 amino acids. The record is from RefSeq and is a predicted model, not a curated record. NCBI's taxonomy places the organism in Eukaryota, Viridiplantae, Chlorophyta, Chlorophyceae, Sphaeropleales, Selenastraceae.